Molecule: messenger RNA, 933 nt
Organism: Olea europaea var. sylvestris
Lineage: Eukaryota; Viridiplantae; Streptophyta; Magnoliopsida; Lamiales; Oleaceae
Exons: 4
Coding region: 1-933 (310 amino acids)
Source: RefSeq, a predicted model, not a curated record
AUGAAGGCCAAUUUAGUUUUUUCAGAUUUACUGCAAUGUUUUACACAACUACCGUUGAUCGAUAAUAUGAGAGCUAAAUUAGAUCUUUUGUUCUGUGAAUAUUUACUUAGAAUUGAAAGAGAACAUACAUGUCACAUGAUUAAGCUUCCUUCAGAUAUAAUAAUAGAUUUUGAGAGUGAAUUUGAAUCAUUGAAAAAACUAAUUGCUAUUGUGUUUCCUAAUUUUCACCAAACAUAUGGUGACAAUUUGAAUAUUAUGAUUAACAGAGUUAUUUUGACUCCAAAAAAUGAACAUGUAGAUGUAAUAAACAAUAUGUUAGUUAAAGAAAUUUCAGGAGAGAUAUUUACGUAUUUUAAUUUUGAUGAAGUAAUUGAUAAAAUAGAAGAAUUUCGUGAGGACUUUUUGAAUAGUCUAACUCCAAAUGGCAUCCCUCCACUUGAAUUUGUACUAAAAAGAAAUUGUCCUAUUAUUUUGUUUAGAAACAUUAAUCCUUCAGAAGGAGAUAAGCAUUCGAUACCAUUUAAGAGAACUCAAUUUUCCAUUCGUCCUUGUUUUGCAAUGACCAUUAACAAAGCUCAAGGUCUAACUUUAGAUUUCGGUGGACUAUAUUUGCCUGAACCUGUCUUCUCACAUGAUCAAUUAUAUGUAGCUUUAUCUAGAGCAAGAACAAGAGAAAACAUAAAACUUCUAAUAAAGCCAAUGGAUGAAAAAAAAUCGCACAAUUGUUGCACAAAAAAUGAGAAUAACAUUGAGCUAUACAAGGAUAGUCUUUCAGAGGACAUCUUGAAGAUGAUGAAAAUUGUAUUUGUUUCCCCUUGUUUUUCUUCUCUUUUAUCGACCUUUCAGAGCUCUCAAUUUGUUCAGCUGUUGAUAUCUCAUUUGGUUUAUCGCAAGAAACAAUACUUGUAUCGAGAGGGACAUCUUGUUGCAUGA